Messenger RNA from Fragaria vesca subsp. vesca, 1233 nucleotides. Its product is annotated as DNA-directed RNA polymerase I subunit rpa49-like. Lineage: Eukaryota; Viridiplantae; Streptophyta; Magnoliopsida; Rosales; Rosaceae. Gene Ontology annotation, cellular component: RNA polymerase I complex. The coding region runs from base 1 to 1233 and encodes 410 amino acids. The record is from RefSeq and is a predicted model, not a curated record. The transcript is spliced from 4 exons. Gene Ontology annotation, molecular function: DNA binding. Gene Ontology annotation, biological process: transcription elongation by RNA polymerase I; RNA polymerase I preinitiation complex assembly; nucleolar large rRNA transcription by RNA polymerase I.
AUGGAAGUCGCACCACAAAACUUGAGAAGCAAGACACAUAAGCCCCAACCUGCAGUCAUCAAAGUCAUCCGAGGAAACGUAGAGAGAAUGGCACCUUUGGUGGGAUAUUUCCCAUCUGGUUUUGAUCCAGACCUUAAUUCAACCAAAGUUGGUGUCUUUAGGCAUAAAGAGAGAGGUGGUACUAGGCUUCAGCUUGUGGUAACCCCAGAGAAGGAACCUAAGGUUGAUUUCGUUGGAACAAGCUAUGCUGGUGAAGCUCAAGCUGGGGAGCACUGCUCUUAUGGACUUGGUGUUCUUGAUAAGGCCACCAACACAUUGAAGAUUGUACCUAUUUCUAGUAACAAGGUGUUUAGAUUAGAACCAAACGUUCAAGGUGUUGCCUCCUCUAAUAAGGAGCUUGCAAGUUCAGUGGUUGGGAAACUUGCUGCACAUGAGAAGGCAGAAAAACUUACAGAACUUCAUAAUCGUUAUGGAACAAAGAAGUCAAUACGGCAGAACAAAAAAAUGCAAAUGUUGAAGCAUGGAGAUGAUCCUGAUGCUCAAAAGGAUUUGGAUGUAAUCAAACAAGGUAUGACAAUCAGGGAGGAUUUGAUAGAAGCUUCCGAAGGCCCUAAGGAUCGCAACACCCCACCAUUUAAUGCUUCUGCCACCACUCCCCAGGAGGCUUAUCCACUGGACAAGAUCAUCUUCACAGGAGAGUGGAAAUACCUCCAAGAUAUCCAUGAGCUAUUGGAAGGGGGAUCAAGACUUCCCCAAUUUGUUGGCAACCGAAUCCAUAAACUGCAGCAGAUUGAGGUUGAAGACAAGAAGAACAAGCUUGCUAGUAUUUUGUCAUACAUUGUGCAUCUUAUUAAGUUCAAAGAUCUGCAUUCGAUUCCUAUCAAAGCAGAACGUUCCAUGGAGCCCGAGUGGCUUUCCUCUGCAAAGGCCCACAGAUUCCCAAGCAUUAUAAGGGAUAAAUUUUCAACCAUGUUUGAUGCAGUGUCAAGAACGCUAUCAACCGAAAAAAGUAAUCUUCUCAUUAGUUAUGUCCUGGUGCUCACUCUAUUUGCCGAUGAAUUCCAAACAAGUUUGACAGACAUAGCAAAGGAUCUCAGAGUGUGCCCCUCAGAGUUGAGGAAGCAUUAUCAGACCUUAGGUUGCAAGGUGUCUAAGAAGAACAACUUAUCAAUGGUUACCCUUCCUGUCCCCCUCCAAUUUUCAACACUGAAGCGGAAGCGAAGUAAUAGAUGA